Messenger RNA from Gymnodraco acuticeps, 7526 nucleotides. It is a transcript of the gene ppip5k1a, whose product is annotated as diphosphoinositol pentakisphosphate kinase 1a. The record is from RefSeq and is a predicted model, not a curated record. Gene Ontology annotation, molecular function: diphosphoinositol pentakisphosphate kinase activity; inositol hexakisphosphate kinase activity; 5-diphosphoinositol pentakisphosphate 1-kinase activity. NCBI's taxonomy places the organism in Eukaryota, Metazoa, Chordata, Actinopteri, Perciformes, Bathydraconidae. The transcript has 32 exons. Bases 499 to 4977 code for a protein of 1492 amino acids. Gene Ontology annotation, cellular component: cytosol. Gene Ontology annotation, biological process: inositol phosphate biosynthetic process; inositol metabolic process.
CCAUUGGUUGUAUCAAACGUCACUCAACAUUGCGUCAUUCUGGAGAAAAUAAGAUUGGUUUAACAUGCAAGCUGUCAAGAGUAAAGGAAGCGAGCUAGUGGCAGCGAUGCAAACCUUCCAGCCACACUGACUGUCUUUCAUACAAAUGGAGGCCAGGACUGUCAUCAGAUAAGCUGCAGCCUCCAAGUCACUAAAGACUCUUAGGAAACAGAAGCCAAUGGGAUGGGUUUUGAAUCUGCUGAAUACUAAAUGAGAAACUUCCGUGACGCUAUCAUUGCAGAGGACUGACCAUCACCAUAGUUUCUCACUAAGCCGUUUUAGGUUUUCAGUCUCAUUCUGCUCCUCUGCCUCACACACCUUCAUCCAGUGGCUCUGCUGUUCAGCCCACAUAGAGAGGACCCUUCCCUCUCCCCUGGCCCCACAUCGGCGGCCAGCUCUGGCGGUGUGUUGGUGAACGAUGGCGCGGUGGGAAGCUGAGGGCCGCCGCGGGGGACUGUGAUGUCAGAGAACACCAGCCCGGGCGAGAGCCGGCGUGGCGCUCCCAGAUUCUUCGUGGGCUGCGAGGAGGAUGAAAGCGAGGUCCUGGACGAUAGCGAGGUCCUGGACGAGAGCAUGAGGACAGACAUGGAGCUGUAUGAGGACGACGAAGACUCAGACUCGGUGUGUGCAUUACCCAAAUCACAGUCUCAAAUCCUCUUUAAAAAACCUCCAUUUCACCAUUUUGAUAUAUUUUUCAAUGAUACUCCCCCAGAGCAACAGAUCGUGGUGGGGAUCUGCUGCAUGAUGAAGAAGUCCAAGUCUAAGCCCAUGACCCAGAUCCUGGAGAGGCUGUGCAAGUUCGAGUUCAUCACCGUGGUCAUCUUCCCAGAGGAGGCCAUCCUCAACGAGCCUGUGGACAAAUGGCCUCUGUGCGAUUGCCUCAUCUCUUUCCACUCCAAGGGAUUCCCGCUGGAUAAGGCGGUGAGCUAUGCCAAACUGAGAAACCCUCUGCUCCUCAACGACCUGAACAUGCAGUACUACAUACAGGACAGGAGAGAGGUGUAUCGCAUCCUGCAAGAGGAAGGGAUUGACCUACCGCGCUAUGCUGUGCUGAACCGCGACCCAGAUAAACCAGAUGAGUGUAACCUGGUUGAGGGAGAAGACCACGUGGAGGUGAACGGAGAGAUUUUUCAAAAGCCUUUUGUUGAGAAGCCCGUCUGCGCAGAGGACCACAACGUCUACAUCUACUACCCCACCUCUGCUGGUGGAGGCAGCCAGAGACUCUUCAGAAAGAUCGGCAGCCGCAGCAGUGUGUACUCGCCAGAGAGCAACGUGAGGAAGACGGGCUCGUACAUCUAUGAAGAGUUCAUGCCAACAGAUGGCACCGAUGUUAAGGUGUACACUGUGGGGCCCGACUAUGCUCACGCUGAGGCCCGGAAGUCCCCCGCUCUGGACGGGAAGGUGGAGAGAGACAGCGAGGGGAAGGAGGUCCGCUACCCCGUCAUGCUCUCAGCCAUGGAGAAACUGGUGGCUCGUAAAGUCUGCCUAGCUUUCAAGCAAACUGUGUGUGGCUUCGAUCUCCUCCGAGCCAACGGACACUCGUAUGUGUGCGACGUCAACGGAUUCAGCUUCGUGAAGAACUCAAUGAAGUACUAUGAUGACUGCGCCAAGAUCCUUGGGAACAUCGUGAUGCGUGAGCUGGCUCCUCAGUUUCAGAUUCCUUGGUCCAUCCCCACUGAGGCAGAGGACAUCCCCAUUGUUCCUACUACAUCAGGGACCAUGAUGGAGCUACGCUGUGUCAUUGCCGUCAUCCGACAUGGAGACAGAACGCCCAAACAGAAGAUGAAGAUGGAAGUUCGCAACCCAAUGUUCUUUGAUCUUUUUGAAAAAUAUGGAGGCUACAAAACAGGGAAAUUAAAGCUGAAGAAGCCAAAGCAACUGCAGGAGGUGCUGGACAUCACACGGCAGUUGUUAGCAGAACUUGGACAGGACAAUGACUGCGAGAUAGAAGAGAAGAAGUCUAAACUGGAGCAGCUGAAGACUGUUCUGGAAAUGUACGGCCACUUCUCGGGUAUCAACAGGAAAGUGCAACUAACUUACUUGCCCCAUGGGCAGCCCAAAACCUCAAGUGAGGAAGAAGAUACGCGUAAGGAGUGUGCAUCUCUGCUGCUGGUGCUGAAGUGGGGGGGAGAGCUGACUCCUGCUGGCAGAGUCCAGGCUGAGGAGCUGGGCAGGGCCUUCCGCUGUAUGUACCCCGGGGGUCAAGGAGACUAUGCUGGAUUCCCAGGCUGUGGGUUACUGCGGUUACACAGCACCUACAGACACGACCUGAAGAUAUACGCGUCCGAUGAAGGCCGGGUGCAGAUGACGGCCGCUGCUUUUGCAAAGGGUCUGCUGGCGCUGGAGGGGGAGCUGACACCCAUCCUGGUGCAGAUGGUGAAGAGCGCCAACAUGAACGGGCUGCUAGACAACGACAGCGACUCGCUGAGCAGCUGCCAGCACCGCGUCAAGGCCCGACUGCACGACAUCCUGCAGAAGGACAGGGACUUCAACGAGGAGGACUUCGACAGGCUGGCCCCAACCUGUACUGCUUCUGUGGUGAAUUCAAUGAAGAUUGUGGAGAACCCUGUGGCCACAUGUGACCAGGUCUACGCCCUCAUUCAGAGCCUCACCUCGCAGAUCCGCAAAAGGAUGGAGGACCCCAAGUCAGCUGACCUGCAGCUGUACCACAGUGAGACUCUGGAGCUGAUGCUGCAGCGCUGGUCCAAACUCGAGAGAGAUUUCCGCAUGAAGAACGGCCGCUACGACAUCAGUAAAAUCCCAGACAUCUACGACUGUGUGAAGUACGACGUUAUCCACAACGCCACCCUGGGCCUGGAGGACACACUGGAGCUGUUCAGACUGUCUCGAGCUUUGGCCGACAUCGUCAUCCCACAGGAAUAUGGCAUAAAUAGAGUGGAGAAGUUGGACAUAGCAUACACCCACUGCCUCCCACUGGUCAGAAAGAUCCAGCUCGACCUGCAGAGGACCCACGAGGACGAGUCUGUCAACAAGCUGCACCCUCUGUACUCUCGAGGGGUGAUGUCUCCUGGGCGCCAUGUCAGGACACGUUUGUAUUUCACCAGUGAGAGCCACGUCCACUCCCUGCUCAGCAUUUUCCGCUACGGUGGCUUGCUCGACGAGGAGAACGACCAGCAGUGGAAGCGUGCCAUGGAUUACCUCAGCGCCGUCUCUGAACUCAACUACAUGACUCAGAUUGUCAUCAUGCUGUAUGAGGACAACAAUAAGGAUCUGGCCUCUGAGGAACGCUUCCACGUGGAGCUUCACUUCAGCCCCGGUGUGAAAGGCGUGGAGGAGGAGGAGAACGCACCGACCGGCUUCGGCUUCAGGCCCGCUUCUGCAGAGGUAGCCCAGCAGAACGGGCAGAAGCAGACGGAUCCCGGCAGCCUGGAGGACCUCUCGCGAGAUGAGACUGACCGCGCCGUGCCGCUGUCUGAGCCAAUCACCAUUCAGAGGAAGUCCCCACUCAUACGCAAUCAUAAGACAGGAUCCAUGGAGGUUCUGUCAGAGACAUCUUCCUCCAAAGUAGGCAGUUAUCGCCUCUUCUCGUUAUGCUCACGUCAAUCCCCCGAGAUGAAGCAAAGUGGAUUAGGCUCUCAGUGCGCCGGGCUCUUCAGCACCACUGUCCUAGGUGGGUCCUCUAGCGCCCCUAACCUGCAGGACUACGCACGCGCACAUCGCAAAAAAUUCUCCACCGGCAGUCUGUCCUACAAAGACGAGUUGUUGUCAAUGCCGGCAGUAAAACGAUUUUCUGUGUCGUUUGCAAAGUUUCCGACUAAUGGAACUAAAGAUGACACAUCGGCCGUAGCAGUGGCUCCACCUGUCUGGUGCACUGCAACAGUUUCAUGCCUUUUCCCCUGCUCCACCUCCUCUGUCCAUCCUCGCUCUCCCUCUUCUCCUUCAGAGCCCUUGGAUGAGCAGCGUGUGGCCCAGUUGUUGAGGCGUUUCUCCACCGACCUCAGCCUGGGCCGCCACCUCUCUCUGGACGGGGCGCUGGCCCACCACCUCCACCAGUGCUCCUACCACCUCCGCCUCUUCCGAAACUGUCUCAUCUCCGGCCAGGACCCCGUAGAGUACCUCCACGGCUUCGAAGGCUGCUCCAUGGUACCCUCCAUCUAUCCGCUGGAAACGCUGCACAACUCGCUGUCGCUAAAACAGGUCGCAGAGUUCCUCGCUGGUGUGUGCGAGAGUGCAGGGGAUCCACACACGAGGACUACCAGAGCUCUGCAGUCGGCCAUGUUGGACGCACAGAACCAUCCGUCAGUGGACUCGUACAUCCCUCAGAGAGUCUCUUCCUCCAUCUCUCUCAGAUCUCGUUCUGACAGACCUCCUUGGUACAGCAGCGGUCCAUCCAGCACAGUAUCCAGCGCCGGGCCUUCUUCUCCCACCACAGCAGACACUUCCCCACGCUUCAGUUUCAGUGAUAAGAUCUCUCUCACCCCCCAGAGCAGCGAGGAGACUCACUCGUCUCAAAACAUUUCCAAUCAGCCGGCGCCCGCCUCCGGGUCACAGGGAAAUGACCCGACCACAACCCUCGCCGAAGUCCCUCUGACUCCUAAUAACUCAUCAGAGGAAGACGGGGAGCUUGGCCCCGCUACAGAUCGCCAGCCUAACGAUCCUGAACACACACAGGAAGUGACUCCUCCGGCUAGGGAAGCCUCAGAUCCCUGCCCGAUUCCGCCCUGCUCGUCGUUAGUGGAGCUCACCCUCUCUCGGAUGGAGGGCUACUGCCUCCCCGGCUCUCUGCCCGUGCUGCUGGAGCUCCGGGAGAGCAGCAGCGAGGCAGGCUCCAGCUCCCAGACGCCACAGUCCCCCGAGGGACUCGACGAGUUCUUCGACACCCAGGAGUCCAUGGAGCUGUGGAUGGACAGCCCAGAAGAUGUCCCCCAACCUGAGACGCCUCUAGAUGGUGGAGCAACUCAAUCAGCAGAGCCGUAGAGCAUGGAGACUUUCGGAACAGAUCCGUCAGACACUACUGUAACUUUACAUCCUGGCUGUCAAUCAUGAGCAGUGAGGCGUUGUACUGUGUGACACUCGCCCUGGCCUCCUCCUGCUUGAUGAAUACUGUGUGUUGAGUAAUAAUGAAUGGGCAGCUGAUCCUCACUAGGCUCUGCUUAGAAUAAUCAUAUGACAGUGCCAUAAGUGCUGCUCAUCGCCUUUUUAGAAAGCACAUCGGGGCUUGCCAGUGACGCCACUGAGCAUCCUCUGACAGUCUACUGGUUCUGUCUUUAUAGACGUAGAGAGCCAAGUGUUGUAAGUUGAAGCUUUAUCGUCAAACUCCCUGUUACUGUUGCUUAUUAGCGGUAACACAAACCUUUCCUUAAAGCUGGAUUCAUCCGUUUGGGCCACUGGGGCAGAGCGAGACAUUUUAUCACAUUAUAAAACUGUUUAAACUCGGAUUUGUUCUCCACCCAUAAUCUCAAAAGAAAUGUGCUUAAAGAGGCCUUAAGAAAUAGUUUCCAAAUGUUAUGUGUUCAAUUGAUUCAAAGUGACCAUGGAGAUAUUGAUCAAUGGAACUUUAACUUGUGUCGUCUUACCUUUUAGCCUUUACCUUUGGACAGAUGACGUUUUCCCAUGAUCAGCUUCCAUAACCUCCAUCAUAGUCCCGUGACGGGUAUCAGGGUUUAUGUCCUGGCAUCGGGGCAAGGGUCCUUUGUUUGUUACAGGAUAAUGUUACUUAUAAGCUCACUUAUUUUAUUAGAAACACAGGAAGUAACUUGCAAGGCCUUGAAGAUAUAAUCUGUGGCUUUUCUGCUCUUCGUCUUACCCCAGUGUGUGUUCUCUUCUGAGCUUCUUAUGUUUAGUAUCUGCGUUUUAAUUUUAAAGAAAAAACAAACAAAAGCUAAAUAUUCGUUAGUCAGAAUGUUUUUGUUAUAAUGUCAGUUAAAAAAAGGCUUCUGUCAGUAAAUCUCCAGGUCAAGCUGCGUACAUGGCCUACAGCCAAAGAAGAUUGAAUAUACUCGGUAGGAACUGAUGGAUACAAAAACAUUUAUUAAGAAAUGUCAUCUUACUGUAAUACUCUUCUGGUAUUUUUGAUGCCCACAUCAGAUAUGUUAUUAUACCAUAGCUAUCGUAUAUGUUUUGGUCAACAAGCUAAUUCCUUUUAUCAGCGAACAAACGGGAGGAGUGAUUCAAUGUGCUUUUAUUGUGGCAAGCAGGUAUGUAGCAGGUGUGUGUGGGGGGGGGGGGGGGCUACACACAUGAUGAUAAGCAAUUCAGGUACAUGAGUACGCUGAAGUGCUAUUCUCUGUUCAAUCAGUGAGAUGUGAUGUUACAUUACGAUAUAGUGUAGAGGGGGGAAACACAACUGUGAGUCAGGGAGGCUCUGACCUUUCACCCUGUCGGUUUGAAACAGAUACUCACUCUGUUUUGCUUUUGUGCUGCAGGUGCUGUUUGCUUGAAGGGUCAAUUUACUCAAAUUACAAAAAGCUGAAAACAUGUGCUCCCUUGAGGUAAGUGAGGCAGGGCAGAUAGUUUUGGUUGUAUUCGUUCUGGGUUUCAGAUUUCUAUCUUUGACAUUAUUGUCUGAAAUUGUGCUCAAAAAAUGUGUAGCAGUGGGUCUUUCCAGAACUAGAGACCCCAUCACUCUGGAUAGUUCAGAGUGCAUCUUAACCUCAGGUUAAAUAUCAGUAAGUAGGGUUUUUUGAUCAUUUCAAGUAUGCGUUUUAAAAAAAGGAAAGGUUUUGCAAAAGAGUUUAAAGAUCUGACUAUAACAUAACAUAUGUGUGUAGUACAAUUCAUGAAACGAGCAUGAAUGUGACAUUUAUACAUGCUUCCCAUACUCAGAAGCUUUAAGGCUCAUCUUGUUGGAUUUUCUUCUGCAGUGCUUUAUGGAACAUAACUGAAGAGUCAGCAACCGACUGUAUCUUAAUGCGCUCAACUCCAUAUGGAUAGUAGUAGGGAAUGAAAAGUGCAAAAGGUUCGCUUUUUUCUUUGCAGAUUUUCUAUAAUUUCAUUUAAAAUCUAUGCUACAGUUUGAUAGAACACGGUGUAACUAGUUGCACCUGUAACUACAACACCCUGAGUGAUGUCACAAUGUGAGUCUUGAGGCCUUACUUCAAACCUGAGAGUACCAUAACCCAAACUCUGUUCCCUUCUGGUGCUUCAGAGGACAGGCAGAAAACUCAGAUACAUGUCUCAACAUUCGGGCUCCAUAGCUAAAUGCCACUAUAGGCUAGAAAAAUCUGUUUUGUAAUUUCUGUGAAUUGACCUUUAAAACCUGCUCGGAGUGCUUCGUGAACUGAAAUCACAUGUCUGACAUUUCUCCCUGUUGGAUCAUCAAGCUUAGGUCAGGAUGCACAAUGUGUGUUUUCUUCAAAUCUGUACUAACUCUACUGAGCUGAUUCCACAAAUGCUCUCUGUCCUGGUUUAAACCGCCCGUCUGUGUGAAGCUUAACCAUUUGGAUUUAGAAUGGUCGUUAUGUGAAACAGACACAAUAUUCUGUAUUGCCUCUAACAAUGUUACAAAUACAGCUAUUGGAGUGUCA